Molecule: messenger RNA, 6149 nt
Organism: Mugil cephalus (flathead mullet)
Lineage: Eukaryota; Metazoa; Chordata; Actinopteri; Mugiliformes; Mugilidae
Gene: mark4b
Product: MAP/microtubule affinity-regulating kinase 4b
Exons: 18
Coding region: 1130-3487 (785 amino acids)
Biological process (GO): protein phosphorylation; intracellular signal transduction; microtubule cytoskeleton organization
Cellular component (GO): cytoplasm
Molecular function (GO): tau-protein kinase activity; protein serine/threonine kinase activity; protein binding
Source: RefSeq, a predicted model, not a curated record
UGGGUUGACGUCCCUCUCUAGUCGCCACUCUUUCUCUAGUCACUGUGUGUUUGGAGGCGGAGGAUUAAACCCGGUCCGCCACCGUCUCAGUCGUUAGAAGAAAAAAAAAGACAAAUUAUAUAUUUCUGACACGGGAAGAGACGGACUUUCAUCCCCGGACGUUGGCGACGUGUUUUCAUUCACCACUCGCAGCCGAAUGAGAGGAGCUAAAGGGCGGACUGGAGCGGUGAGACUGGCUGGCUGGGAGGCUGCACAUCCGCCGCUUUCCUUCAAUACAGUUUGCCAUUGAUUUAUUUCCCAAGGCCCCCGCACACACACACACACAUCUCUCGGCUUCUUCCACCGGUUCCUGACUCUCUUUCGUGGGGCUGUUUGUCCGUGGGAAGCGUUAAAAGAGGGGGGGGACUACUACUCCUCCUCCACCUCCUCCUCCCUUUUUCUCUUUCAACUGGUCACAGGGAGACUCGGAGCCCACCACUGUUUCCUCUCAUCGACCAUUUAGCAGCAGCAGAAGAAGAAGAAGAAGAAGCAGAAGAAAAAAAGAGAAGAAGAAGAAGAAGAAGCCUCAAUGAUUGUGUUUUCUUCCCCUUUUAACCCGAAGACGAUGCUUUUGAAAGUGAACCGGUGACCGCUGUUGUUGUUUUAUUGUUUGUUAAAGGACCCAGGCGGUUUUUUACACAGAGAUGAUAGGGUAGCAUCAUCACAUCUGGGUGGGAUUGGGGGGGGGGGACGUGUGAAGCAAAGUGGAGGGGGUGUUUUUUAUUUUUUCUUCCUUCAGUGGAGGCUGGGCUGGUACCAACAACAACAGCAGACAGACAUGAGGUGGAUGUAGUAAACCAGUUUACUGUUUUUUUUGUUUUGUUUUUGUUUUUUUUGUUUUUUAUAUUUAAGCUGGAUCACUGUCUUGGUGAUCUGUGCUGCCUUCAAUGACAAUGAGGAUUGUAUGAGAAGAAGUGAAGGUCUGAUUUUUCUCCCAUACACUGGGCCUGGUGGGACUGACAGCCAGGGCUAAAUCUGGGGUUGUUUUUUGUUUUUUUUUGUUUUUUUGUUUUUGACCCAUUGUGAACACAAACCCACACUUUCAUCUUUCUCCUGCACGGCGCAAACGAAACGCACUCAGGGACGAAACAUGUCUUUACGCACGGCACUGCCUGGGAACGAGAGAAACCCGGACCAUCAUGCCUCCCUGUCGGCCAGCCGCUCAGAGAAAGGCACUGGCUGGUCGAGUCGCUCCCUCGGCGCCCGAUGUCGUAACUCCAUUGCCUUUUGUUCGGAUGAGCAGCCGCGCAUCGGCAACUACCGGCUGCUCAAGACCAUCGGCAAGGGAAACUUUGCCAAGGUCAAGCUGGCACGACACAUAUUGACCGGCAGAGAGGUUGCAAUAAAGAUCAUCGACAAAACACAGCUCAACCCGACCAGCCUGCAGAAGCUGUUUCGAGAGGUACGCAUCAUGAAAACUCUGAACCACCCCAACAUAGUCCAGUUAUUUGAGGUUAUUGAGACGGAAAAGACACUCUACCUGAUUAUGGAGUAUGCAAGCGGAGGUGAAGUGUUCGACUACCUCGUGGCUCAUGGCAGAAUGAAGGAGAAAGAGGCCAGAGCCAAGUUCAGACAGAUUGUCUCGGCGGUGCACUACUGUCAUCAGAAGAAUAUUGUUCACAGAGACUUGAAGGCGGAGAACUUGCUACUAGACGCUGACUCCAACAUCAAAAUAGCCGACUUUGGGUUCAGCAACGAGUUCACUGCAGGCAGUAAACUGGACACGUUCUGCGGCUCCCCGCCCUACGCCGCCCCGGAGCUCUUCCAGGGGAAGAAGUACGACGGUCCAGAGGUGGACAUCUGGAGCCUGGGCGUCAUCCUGUACACGCUGGUCAGCGGUUCGUUGCCCUUUGACGGCCAGAACCUAAAGGAGCUCCGGGAGCGUGUGUUGAGAGGGAAGUAUCGCGUGCCCUUCUACAUGUCCACGGACUGUGAGGGAAUUCUGCGCCGCUUCCUGGUCCUGAACCCCACCAAGAGAUGCUCCCUGGAGCAAAUAAUGAAAGAUAAAUGGAUUAACGUCGGCUACGACAGCGACGAGCUCAAGCCCCAUAUAGAGCCUGUGGAGGACUUCACAGACACCAGCCGCAUUGACGUGAUGGUUGGGAUGGGCUUCAACAGGGAAGACAUCAAAGACGCACUGGUCAGUCGCAAGUACAAUGAAAUCACUGCCACAUACUUGCUGCUGGGACGCAAGACCGAGACGGAUGUCACCGACUCCCGAUCAGGCAGCACCUUAAGUCUGGCUCGAGUCCGACACGGCACCAUCACCAACGGAACAAGCAAACACUCCACUUCCUCUUCCUCCUCUGGUGCAACGUCUUCCUCCUCCGGCCAUAAGGCCCAGCGCAGCGCCUCCACGUACCACCGCCAGAGACGACACUCCGACUUCUGUGGUCCAGCAGCUCCUGGGUCGGCGCAUCCCAAACGGAGCCCCAGUGGCGCGGGCGAGGGGGCGGGGCUUAAAGAGGAGCGCCUGUCGGUACGCAAGCCGAGCACCAGCACCGUGGGCUCCCGUAGCAUCCCGACCCCCUCCAGUCCCAUGGUUAGCUCCGCCCACAACCCAAAUAAAGCUGAGAUACCUGACCGACGCAAAGAGGUCAACUCGACUACGAAUAACAUCCCGGCCAGUGCCAUGACUCGAAGGAACACGUACGUGUGCACGGACCGAUCCGGCUCUGACAGACACUCCCUGCUGCAAAACGGCAAAGAAAACAGUACCUUAUCCCACCGCCUCCCCCCUGCCUCCCCCUCCACCCACAGCAUCGCCGGCGCCUCGGGAGUCUCCUCCUCGUCCUCCACUCCAUCCUCUCGUCUCUCCAGAGGAUCCACGGUGCGGAGCACGUUCCACGGAGGCCAGAUCAGAGACCGCCGGCCCCCCUCUCACGCCCCCCCGGCCUCCCCGACGCCGUCCCACGACGCCAGCCCGCUCCCCCACGCCAGGACCCGGGCCACCACCAACCUGCUGAGCAAGAUCACCUCCAAGCUGACCCGCAGGGUCACUCUUGACCCCUCUAAACGUCAGAGCUCAAACAAGUCCAUGUCGGGCUGCACCCUCCCACAGGGAACAAAAACAGUUAACGAACCUGAGAGAAUCAGCAGAUCUCCGGUCACAAGUCGCCAUCUAUCUGGGCAUCAGAAAGCGGCCGAGCCCCGGACCCCCCGAUGCGGCUGGGAUGUGAGGGUGCGGAGUCCUCGCGACCCGGCCGAGGUGGUGCUAGCGCUCCGCGAGGCGGCGCAGGGCUGCGGCUGCCAGGUCCACCUGGCCGGGCCUUUCCUGCUGUCCUGCACCCAUGGGGCAGCCGGCGCCCGCGUGGCCUUCGAGGCCGAGGUCUGCCAGCUGCCCAGCGGGCUGGGCCAGAGCAGCGGCGUCAGGUUCAAGCGCCUGUGGGGGGCACCGUUAGCCUUCAGAGACAUCGCCACCAAAGUGUCCAAGGAGCUGGAGCUCUGAGGGCGACCGGAGGUGGGGGGGGCGGGGGGGCGGAUCGAUGACGGACAGCGCAGGUUGAGGGAUGAGGAGGGAUGAAGAGGGGAGGAGGGGGGACGGAAACCAUCGCUUUCUUUCUUUCUUUCUUUCAUCCCUGGGCUCCGCCUCGUCUGAUGUGGCUAGCGAUGCCCCGCCUCCGCCAAAGACCCUCUUCUUCUUCUUCUUCUUCUUCUUCUUCUUCUUCUUCUGAUGCCACCAAUCACAGCCGGAUGCACAGACGGAUGCACAGCAGCGGACACGCCGCCGCCGUCCGUCGGCAGACUCACGAUGACCCUUGACCUUGGAGCUGUCAGUGACCUACGACCCCUUUGCUUAACACACCCCCCCCCCCCCUCGCCCCCCUCAUCUCCACCGUAAAAUGAGCCCAUGGAGUCAAAACUGUUUUCGUUUUUUCACCAUUUCAUGUUUUGAUGAUGAUAAGGAUGUUGCUGAGAAUGGUGAAGAUUGAGUCGUUGUUUGUCGUCGUUGCUGUUGUUGUUGUUGUUGUUGACAUAUUCCUAUUGUAUAUUUGUCACCAUUCCUUUUUAAAGAGCUGCUAUUUAAAGAAAUGUUUUAAUUUUUAUUUUUUUUUGGUGUAUUUUAAGUAAGUUUAUUUUCUUUCUUUAAUGCUUUGAAAACGGGCAGAUUAUGUGACAUGAGUUGUUAUUAUCUGGUAGAAGACGUCGCGUCGUUUAAGCGUCGAGGACGCAGUCUGUCCUCCGGCCUCUAGGGGGAGACAUGCAGAAAUGCAGAGACUUGUGACGGACCAAAUGAGAACAUUAAGCGUCGCAGAAUUUCUGCCCAACCAUUUAAAAAUAAAACAAAAACAAAAUAAAAAACGUGUUUCUGCUCAUUUGGGAUUUCGUCGUGUGAGCGCUGAACGUCGACAGACGAGUCGCUCCUUAAAAAAACAAAACUAAAAUUACAUUUUAAUUGUAAAAGUUCCAAAGGAUUUCUUACUUAAAAUCACAAGUCUUAUCACAACCUCUCCCUUUUUUCCCCUUUUAGUUUCUGUGCCACUUCACGUCCUCUACUCCGCAAGUUUAGUUUACUGCAAAUAUGCCAAGAGUAGUUUAACUUAAAGCCAAUGUUACAUUCAACUAAAAGCUUAUUUUCCAAACGCGUCUGACGUAAAGAUGACAUUUAAAAGUUCAUUCAUCCCCCUCCACCUCAUAAUUACUUCAGUCUGUGUUGGUUCAGAGUAUUUGGAGGAUGUUUUAUUCCUCUUCUAGUAGCACUUUGACAUAACGAUAUAUCACAGACUGUCAGAAAAACCAUUGCUUUUCUAGUGCAAUACAGCCACAAAGCCAAGACUUGAAUUAGCAGUGAUUAAGACUUAAUAGGGCUCCUCGUCUCUUUUAUUUUCUAUUUUUUUUAUAUAUAUAUAUAUUUCUAGUAUGUUGUUGAAAUUAAUUGAGCACUUUUUUUUUGCUGUUUAGCCAGUAUUUCACUCUACUUUACUGGAUUUUUUUUUUAAAUUUAUUUUUAUUUUUUAUUUGUUUUUUGUUUUUUUUUCUGUAGCGCACACGUCAUGCUCCAUGAUGAGAAUAAAUUGCAGCCUGAAUGCCUUUCUUCUUCUUCUCGCUCUACUGCUCGUAUAUACCUACCUUAUCUCCGCUGGCUUCUAGCUCGUCCCGUAGUGAAACCAGCUGUGACGACUCUUCAGGUGUCCCGUAACAAAAAAAAAACAAAAAAACGUGCCAUUCGGUUUUUAGUGACGUCCUGUUAGAAGGUAACUGUGGUACAAAUGAAGUUUUUUUUUUUUUUUUAUCUGUAAACCAAAAUUUCUCAUGAACAGUUCACGGUGUCUCAUAAAAAAGUUGUUAUUAUUUGAGUUGUAUUUGUUUUUGUUGUUCCUGUGAGAAACAAACCUUUCCCUCUGCUGAAAGACUGUUGACCAAUCAGAUUUGAGUAUUGCUGUUAAGAGGUUUAUGACUGUUAACCAAUCAGACUUCUGCCUCUUUGAGCCAACGUGACGUCGAAUGAUUAUUAUUUUUUUUAAAUAAAUGUUCUUCACAGUUCAAAGUUACCAACAUUCAGCUAAUAUACGCACACAGAGUCCUCCAAGUGCUACCAUUUUUAUUUUUUAUUAUUAUUAUUAUUAUUAUUUUACAUUGACACUGACAACUCCAAAUUCAAGCGGUUGUUUACUUGUAUUGUUUCCUCUAUAAAAGCCAAGCAGUUAUAACUUCUGAAGUAUGCAGCAUCUAACAAGACACUUGAUUCGAAAAAACGUCUCAACGCUACAACACAAACGUGUGAUCGUUCUAUGGGAGAUUUCUGCUGCAGCAGGUGUCCACCACUGUUUGAAAAUGUGAAGCUGUGAUUUUAGGGCUAGUGUCUUUUUUUUUGUUUUGUACAACCUUGGCCUUGCCCCCGACCCCGACCUCCACCUCCACACCCUCCACCCCUCCCUGGUCGCCCCCCCCGCCCCCCCGCCCCGCCCCAGGAGGCCCGUUCUCUAGAUACAGUUAGGGCCGUGCUUUAAGGCUGCAGUUCUGUUGUAUAGUGUGUUUGAAGCCGUCGCUGUUAUCAAUAAAACUUAACUUAUGGGCUGAAAUUUACAGAAAUGAUCGACCUGCAAUCCUGCAUGUCUCCUAGGAAAUAAUGUGUGACACAAAAAUAAAGACUUUCAACCUCUUUCAUA